Messenger RNA from Branchiostoma floridae (Florida lancelet), 3882 nucleotides. RefSeq names its product tripartite motif-containing protein 54-like. The transcript has 10 exons. NCBI's taxonomy places the organism in Eukaryota, Metazoa, Chordata, Leptocardii, Amphioxiformes, Branchiostomatidae. Gene Ontology annotation, molecular function: zinc ion binding. The record is from RefSeq and is a predicted model, not a curated record. The coding region runs from base 1074 to 3263 and encodes 729 amino acids.
AAGUACAUGAUGGUAAAAACAUAGGGAACAUACAUGUGACAAUGGGUAGUGAUAAUAUCAUUGUGGAAAGAGACAACUCGAAUACUAGUGUUGGCUAUUAUUAUUUGCUGCAUUGCCCCCUGAUGAUAAUCCUAUAAACUGCACCUUGAAAAUCAUACAUGUACAUCAAGCUAUGAAAAAAGGUGCACCCUGUAUUUAGAUGAGGUUAUCUGAGAUUUUAUGUUAUGAAACUUGGGUAUACUACCAUACAGAUCAACUAAUUGCUCUACUGACUGAAACAAUUCGGACGGACGACAUGUACAGUAUGAGUACUUUCAGUGUAUCCCCUACUACAAAUCACAAAUCUAUAUGAUUCCGUUACAAUGUACAAUCUACACUGUAUUCUACGAACUGUAACUAAUGUAGGUCGGUCUGGUAACUAACAACAGCCAUGUUUCAAACUCUAGAACCUUCUGUAGCAAGUACAGUGUUAUAACCUCUGGCACAUGCACGCACUCACUAUAAACAAAAUCCCACAUACAUUGAGUACAAAAUGUAAUUUCUGUGAAAAAUAUCAUAUUGCAAAAUUAAGACGUUUUCACGUUUCCCUUUGAUGAUGAAUAUGUCUCCAUGCCGGGGGAUCUAAUAAUAGCCUCCCUAUAAGGCCAAUGGCACGCAGCGGACCGGCGUAACGUUCCAAGCCCUGCUCCGGCUAUAUUUAGCCGCCCCUUCCUCCUGUAUCCCCGACACUGAGUAUGCGUAACCCCCACGGACUGUGUUUUCAGAUCUAUCCCUGACGAUUAGAAAAACCUGUCGUCUGAAGUCUUGAAGGUAUUGAACUUGUCACAUUACGUCAAACUGAGCGUCUUCAAUUUUAGUGGCAAUGUUGGGGCUGGAGAAUUAGUACUAGACGUGCUUCAAAUGUGGGCAGAGUGAAAAGCUAUUUUCGGGUAACGCCUGGCUCGGGACUCAGUAUCCACAAGGCUAUAGAGCGGUCAGACGGAAAGAAUUUGCGGGUAGCGAGUUGCAGUCACGUCAAGUCUCUCCGCUGUGAUUUUCCACCGAUAUUUUCUUCACGCGUAUUCUACAGCAAGAUGGACAACUUAGAGAGGCAGCUGACGUGCCCCAUCUGUUUGGAGAUGUUCAACAAACCGGUGCUGAUACUACCAUGCCAGCACAAUCUCUGUCGCAAGUGCGCCAACGACGUGUUUCAGUCGCGGGGUACACCGAGCGUGGUCGGGAGCGGCGGCCGGUUCCGCUGCCCAACCUGCCGUCACGAGGUCGUGCUCGACCGCCAUGGCGUCUACGGGCUCCAGCGAAACCUCCUGGUCGAGAACAUCAUCGACAUCUACAAACAGGAGAUGGAAGGGACAGGGAUCAAGAUCACUAAGAAGAAGGAAGAGCUGAUGUGCGAGGUUCAUGAAGAAGAGAGGAUAAACGUGUACUGUAUGGCCUGCCAGUCUCCCAUAUGUUCUAUGUGUAAAGUGUUUGGAGAACAUCAGGAUCACGAAGUGGCGACCAUCCCAGAAGUGCACAGUCGACAGAAGAUUGAGCUGAGUGACUGCAUAGCCAAACAAGUGGCCGCGAACGACAAGCUGCAGAGCGUCAUCAGUCUACUGGAGGAGGGAUGCAGGAUACAUGAGAUGAAUGCACGCGAGGUGAAGGCCGCCAUUUGUGACAAGUUCGACAGACUGUACAGUAUCAUAGAGGAUCGCAAGGGGGUGCUGCUAUCACUGGUAACGGAAGAACAGCUCGAGAAACAGAAAGUGCUGCAGGAUCUCAUCGUAACGUACAGCGCAGAGUUGGAGAACUCGUCAAAGAUGGUGGAAAGUACUCUCCAGUUUUUGGAGGAACCGAAUAAGGCUGCUUUCCUGGCGAAAACCAAAGAACUGAUAGUGAGAAUAAAUCAGGCAAUUGAGAGCAGCAACAAUGCUAACAUCCCAGAGCAGGGAGGCUUCAACCAUCUUGAAGUGAAUUUCUCCAAGGAAGAAGACGUUCUUCAGAAGCUAGACUUUAUAAAAGAGCACAGCAGUGUUGCAGAUGCUGAGACCCAAACCAGAGGCAGCAUCAGCGAGAGAGCAGGGUCCGGCAGUGACGACUCCAACUUCGUAGACAGUCGGGAAGCCGACGCCACGUCGGAAGUCUACGAGACCACGACCGUGACAGAAUCGGAAGGGAUGGGGAUCCUGUCGGACGACCCUCCGUCCGAAGAUGCCCGAGGUGGUGAGGGAGCUGCAGGAGGUCCUCCUGCUGAUGACGAUGACGUCUUCAUCACUCCGAGGACGCAGAGCCCAAGCUCCGCCCCUUCGACGUCUAGCCAAUCAGUACCCCACUACUUCCUAAAUAACAAGGAAGAUAUGAACCCCCUGCAAGACCGACCGCCUAUGAGUAAAGCCAGUAUGGAAUACUACGCAUCAGUGUUGAACAACAACUCGGACGAACGGCCAACAGAAGAGGCUGCUACCGCGCAAGCGUCAAACGAAGUCACGACGAAGGUAGCCGAAGAGACAGCGAAGGUUGCCGAAGAGACAACGGCGAGGGUGGCCGAAGUGACGGCGAAUGUUACCGAAGAGGCGGCGAGUGUGGUCGAAUCUAAAACGGAAGCUACGACUGAGAACGAUAAAGAGGACGAAUCUGAAGUAGAAACAGCUAUCGGCGACUUUCGUAGAAGAAGAAAGUUUAGAACAGCACAAGCUAUCGAAACUGCAGUAGGCGAGAAUACACCCAGAUUGAUAACUGUCACUCCCGAAGAGAGUAUGGCCAUCAGAGAGUUUUUAUCGAGCGUGUCGUCGCUUACGCCGCCCCCGACCCCCACCAGUCCGCUACGUCCCGCACAGGACGAUACCACGGAACCGGGAAAGCCGGGGGAGUCCACGCAACCGAAGCAAACAGCACAAACGGCUCAGGAAACUAUGGGGAUCUUACAGGACGAAGAGGACGACAUCGUCGUUCUUGGACCAACAGAACGCAAAUUCGAAAGCAAGAACGGAAACGAAAGCAUCACGGGAUACCUACGUAAGGCUACAACAGCAGGAAGUGACGUCAACAACAUGGACGCCACAUCCGCUUCGGUCCUUCAGAUAAAUCACAAGCCGAUCCGUGGGAUUUUGAGACGGUCCAGCAGUGAGGGGAGUGCGGGUAGCAGUCACGGAAGGCGCGUACGAUUCUCAAUUGAGGAAGACUACAAGGAAAACGAGAGAGACUCAGACAUGGAGACUGAACUGGGAGAUGUAGAAGUGGACGACGCGGAGGCUAUGGGCUUCUCUUUUCUGGGCCACGAUUGAAAGAAAGAACAUGGACAAACUGAAUAAAGUGCAUAAAGCAAUCAAGUCAGAUACGAAAUUGACAAUGCGGCUCAGGUGACUUAAAAGGAACGUAUGUUAAUGUUAAAUCUUAAGAAAACACACAGCCUGGAACUCCUGCUCAAUGUUUUAUUUUCACCCCUUUUUCUACCUCUAACAUAACCAAUUUUACCCAUUUCACGCUAGCUUGCCUCAAGACCACUCUACAGAACUCUACAUAAGCGGUGAAUUAUCCUUUUUUUCCCGUUAAGACCCGGUUCCACGGGUCCUACGAUAGUUUUGCGACAUCCUUGAAACAGUGACAGUGUGUCAUACAAAAUUCAUCAGCCCAUAGAAGAAUGUUUCUGUAGAGCUUUUCGACGGUGAGAUAUCCUAGGGCAUAACAGUUUUUUUAAGACGAAUGUUACCACGUCAAUUGUCUGAUGCACUUUAUCGUAUUCCUGAAAACCACGCUGGCUAGUUCUAACUUGAUAAUGUUAUCGAGAAAAAAUAGUAUCACACUGUUAACGAUAUGAGUAUACUAAAUAAGUUCAAUGAAACAUUUAUAAUGAAAAACGUUGGUGCCAUUAUAUAUCAUGUGAAUAAAUGACUUUUCUUCUGA